UAUAAGAUUAUAACAUGGAAGAAGAAAGGUCGAAGAUUCUAACAAACUUUCGCUGAAACUUCAUCUAAAUUUUUAAUCCAGUAUCAGCCAACCCUUUCAUCUUUAAAUAAGAUAUAUCUCAAAUUAAGAAAAAGAAUCAUAUAAAUCAGUCUCUCUUGAAUUAUUUUUGUGAAACUCGAAUAUUGAUGAAAGAACAUAAAGAUCCCGUAGUUGUGAUCACUUACGGUUCGUCAGAUAGUUCAGUGACGGCGUCGCCAAUCUCUCAUCAGACGCCGUCAGUUCCAACGCCGUUUUCCUUUGCAUAUUCCGUAACACCGUCGGCUUCGAGGUUCAGCUCACGGCGAGCGUCGGUUCAUGUUUCCGGUUUGGUUCUCCGGUUUAUAACUUUGGUUCUCUGUUUUGUCUCUGCUCUUUCCCUGGCAGUGAAUGUUCAUCGGCCUUCACUGAGACAUCGGACUCAGAGCUCCUCGAGUUUCGCUUCACAUCCUGAACUAUUGUAUUGUUUUGGUGUAGCAGUGACAGGAUUCGUGUAUACAUCUCUUCAAACAUUCAAAGGAAUUUGUGAUAUUACUCACAGAGGAGUUUUAAUCUCUGAGCCUCUCUCCGAUUACAUCAGCUUCAUUCUUGAUCAGGUUAUAUGUUAUCUACUAGUAUCAUCUUCUUCCGUGGCAAUUGCGUGGAUCCAACAUAGAAACGAGGACGCGAUGAAAAACAUAAGAAAGAAUUCUAUAGUUUCAGCUUCAAUGUCUUUCUCUGCUUUCUUGGUUUUGACACUCUCUACCCUCUUCUCUGGGUAUAAGCUUUGCAAGAGAUUUAUGUGGUAAUUAUUUCAUGUAAAGGGUUUUUAUAUUCCACUCCUGUUUGAUCUAAAAAAGAAAUGACGAGUU
Eutrema salsugineum is the source of this 887-nucleotide messenger RNA. RefSeq names its product CASP-like protein 4A4. Bases 186 to 824 code for a protein of 212 amino acids. The record is from RefSeq and is a predicted model, not a curated record. The transcript is spliced from 3 exons. Lineage: Eukaryota; Viridiplantae; Streptophyta; Magnoliopsida; Brassicales; Brassicaceae.